AUGUACUGGACAAAAACACUCAGUGAUUUGGUCCUGACUGUGGACAGCAUUACUCAGAUCAUUGGUCUCCCUGCCAACCUGCUGGCUCUCUACACCUUCAUUCAGAAGAUAAAACAGCAAGCUAAGCCCCUUGACAUACUCUUGCUCAACCUCAACAUCUCGGACUUGCUCGUUCACAUCUUCCUCCCACUCCGCAUGAAAGAGGCGGCUGACAUGAAAUGGACCCUGAGCUACUUCCUGUGCCCUCUGAUGGGAUAUGUCAUAUACACUACCAUCUAUAACAGCACCUUGCUUUUAACAGCUAACAGUGUGGAGCGCUAUCUGGGAGUGGCCUUUCCCAUUAAAUACAAACAAUAUCAUAAUUCCCGCAAUGCCGUGAUUGCUGCCGUCUUAUUCUGGGUGGUUACCAUGGCCCAUUGCAGCUUUGUCUACAUUGUGAAGCAGUACGAAUCGGAAUACAUAUCUAAUGGCACGCAACAUGUGCCAGUGACUAGGGACUCUUGCUACAUGAUGUUUAAUGAUAAGCAGUUGGAGAUCAUUUUGCCUUUCCGGCUAGAGCUGUUCAUCGUUCUUUUCUGCAUCCCUUUUAUCAUCUGCAGCUUUUGCUACAUCAAGUUAAUUCUCAUCCUUUCCCGCUUACAUAACGUUAACUAUAAGAGGCGCCGCAGGGCCAUUGGGCUUGCUCUAGUCACCUUCCUGGUCUUCACAAUUUGCUUCAUGCCUUUCAAUGUGUCCCAUCUGGUGGGUUUUAUUGGAUGGCACAGUCCGAGUUGGAGCGUGUACACUUUGCUUCCCAUCACCUUCAACGCCUGUGUGGAUCCACUAAUCUUUUAUUUCUCCUCUUCCAUGCUCCGACAGACAUUUACCAAGUUCGUAGCUGGACUCAUCAAGAGGCUUGAAGUGUUCUGCUUCUGGAGAUUGUUCAAAAGCUCUACAGUUAAGGAGAGAUUACAGAAUUCUCAAUGAACAGCAUUUCACAGUCUAGAAUUGCAGACAGGUUGUAGACAGGAUCGAUGAUGUGACUCUAUUCAUCAGCAUGUUUACGAGAAACCUCACAGCUGUAGAUGUCCUGCCUGGAGAGCAUAAAUUCUGAGCCUGCGGUGUGUGUUUGGACCCCUUUACCUUGAGUGUUCACUGAGAUCAAUGCAAACUUUCUUUAAAAGCACUAUUAGAGUUUAAACUUCCAACUUUCCCCAUGUUCAAGCAAUGUUCAAAGAUGGAUAUCAAGGCAAAUAUGGUAUAAUAUGGACCGUGACAUUUGUGUGCAUGGCUGUGCACAAUCACUGGCUGGGUUUCUAAGCCUUUCCCUUUUAAAUGAGCUUGGGUAGCGCUUCUCUUUGGUUCAAGAUGGAAACACAAUGGAAAUUCACAGAAUGCCAUGAAAAGCCAGCGCAUGAAGAAUAAUAUGAGAUUUUGCUGUGCAAUACUGUAGAAGACUUUACAAUUUUGACUUGAUAUAAUACCCUUUACCGCUUUUGUAUUUUGCAUGCUUAUAGCCGUAUACAUACUUAAAUUUAAGUUGUUCAUUGUACAAAACAUAUUAUGAUUCUUCAGUAUUAAAAUGCUGAUAUCACAAAAAUAGAGGGCUUUACCACUGCUACAGCUUAUAUUGGAUGUACUUACUGUAUUACAGUCAUUUCUGUACCUCAGUUUAUUACUGGAGAUGUGGUACAUGCAAACUGAUGUGUUUAAUAGAAUAAAAGUAGCUUUCUUUUACCCUAAGUAAAACUGUUAACGAAACAACAACAACAAAUCAUUUCAAUUUCAAUCUAAUGAUGGCAGAAAUGCAUUAUGUAUAUUUCCCUGUUUUUUUUUUUUUCACUUUGCAUUCCU
Molecule: messenger RNA, 1833 nt
Organism: Ictalurus furcatus (blue catfish)
Lineage: Eukaryota; Metazoa; Chordata; Actinopteri; Siluriformes; Ictaluridae
Product: free fatty acid receptor 3-like
Exons: 1
Coding region: 1-966 (321 amino acids)
Biological process (GO): G protein-coupled receptor signaling pathway; cellular response to fatty acid
Cellular component (GO): plasma membrane
Molecular function (GO): G protein-coupled receptor activity
Source: RefSeq, a predicted model, not a curated record